AUGUCCAACGAAGGCCAAGAAGAAUUAUUGGAUUACUCUGAUUCUGAAGAAAUCGCCGUUCCAACUACCGCUCAGACCACCACUGGCGAUGGGGAAGGUACCAAUGAUAAAGAAGCCGACAAGAAGGGCUCUUACGUUGGUAUUCACGCCACAGGUUUCAGAGAUUUCUUAUUGAAACCAGAAUUACUUAGAGCAAUUGGUGAUUGUGGUUUCGAACAUCCUUCUGAAGGUUCGUAUUCGAGUUUUGCAUUCAGAUAGAUGAGAAUGAUGUUUUUUUUGCAGAACUAUGCUUACAAAGUCACACCCUCUGGAGCUGAUCAUAAAUGAUUUCCAUGCUGGCAUGUAUAUGAUGCUAGUUCCAAUAUAUGACUAGAUUGUCUCGAUGUUCAAACAUACGUCAUCUAUGCAAAAAAUUGGGCUUUUCAACUUGAAGUCUUGAGGCUAGACUAUAAUCAUUCUCCGUUAUGUCUUUAUUUAUCGGACUGAUAAAUAAAUUGCGGAAAGGACAAAUGAAUUGCCGGUUAUAGUGCAUUCAUUUUGUUCUUGACUGUGACCCAUGCAAGGGGUACUAAAAAUUUGUCAAUAAAAGGGUCGUGGGAAGAGCUUUGGGAUGUAAUCAAUCUAUCAUGAAGUCUAUCUAAUCUCAAUCUAUAGAGGAUUCACUAACAUAAAUUAUAGUUCAACAGGUUUGUAUCCCCCAAUCGAUCUUGGGUACUGAUGUUUUGUGUCAAGCGAAAUCUGGUUUAGGUAAAACCGCAGUUUUUGUUUUAUCAACUUUACAACAAUUGGAUCCUGUUCCGGGUGAAAUUUCAACCUUGGUUAUUUGUCAUACGAGAGAGUUGGCUUAUCAAAUUCGUAACGAAUAUUCAAGAUU
Messenger RNA from Priceomyces carsonii, 874 nucleotides. RefSeq lists its product as uncharacterized. The record is from RefSeq and is a predicted model, not a curated record. The coding region runs from base 1 to 258 and encodes 85 amino acids. The transcript has a single exon. Lineage: Eukaryota; Fungi; Ascomycota; Pichiomycetes; Serinales; Debaryomycetaceae.